Argentina anserina (silverweed cinquefoil) is the source of this 2245-nucleotide messenger RNA. Its product is annotated as 3-hydroxy-3-methylglutaryl-coenzyme A reductase 1-like. The transcript has a single exon. Gene Ontology annotation, biological process: coenzyme A metabolic process; sterol biosynthetic process; isoprenoid biosynthetic process. NCBI's taxonomy places the organism in Eukaryota, Viridiplantae, Streptophyta, Magnoliopsida, Rosales, Rosaceae. The record is from RefSeq and is a predicted model, not a curated record. Gene Ontology annotation, molecular function: protein binding; hydroxymethylglutaryl-CoA reductase (NADPH) activity. Gene Ontology annotation, cellular component: endoplasmic reticulum membrane; peroxisomal membrane. The coding region runs from base 150 to 1937 and encodes 595 amino acids.
CACUCGCUCCUCCAUUCACAGUUUCAAACUCAAAAACGACACACCGCAUCUCAAAGGCCCCUUAUUUCUCCGAUCCCCUAAACCCCCCAACCUCCGACUCCUAUCGCCGGACGGCGGCGGCGCUGCAGCCAUCCCAAAGCAUUUAUCCGAUGGAGCAGCAGCAGAAGGGCGGCAGGCCGGUGGAUGGGGCGGUGAAAAUGAAAGUCAAGAUGGUGGAGAAUCACCACCAUCGAAACGACGCCGUUAAAGCCUCGGACGCUCUGCCGCUCCCUCUCUACCUCACCAACGCCGUGUUCUUCACUCUCUUCUUCUCCGUCGUCUACUUCUUGCUCACUCGCUGGCGCGAGAAGAUCCGCACCUCCACACCUCUCCACAUGGUCAAUCUCUCCGAGAUUGUCGCCAUUCUCGCCUUUGUCGCCUCCUUCAUUUACCUCUUGGGCUUUUUCGGCAUCGAUUUCGUCCAGUCGUUGAUUCUCCGGCCCAGUCACGACGUCUGGGCCGGCGAGGAUGACGAGGAGGAGAUUAUUCUCAAGGAGGAUGCUCGUAAAGUGCCCUGCGGCCAGGCCCUUGAUUGCUCAUCACUUCCGAAACUCGCGCCGGUUGCGCCGCUGAAACCGGCGCUUAAGGUUGCACAGAAGGUGUUUGAUAAAGAGGUGGUGAAGGAGACCACACCAACGACCGCCGAAGACGAGGAGGUCAUCAAUGCUGUGGUGGCUGGAACCAUUCCCUCCUACUCACUCGAGGCCAAGCUGGGAGAUUGCACGAGGGCGGCUUCGAUUAGGCGUGAGGCUUUGCAGAGAGUUACGGGCAAGUCUCUUGAGGGUUUGCCCUUGGAGGGAUUCGAUUACGAGUCGAUUUUGGGCCAAUGCUGUGAGAUGCCAGUUGGGUAUAUCACCAUUCCUGUUGGGAUUGCUGGGCCUAUUAUGCUUGAUGGGAGAGAGUUUUCUGUUCCCAUGGCUACAACUGAAGGUUGCUUGGUGGCGAGUACCAACCGCGGGUGCAAAGCUAUCAACCUGUCUGGUGGAGCUACCAGUGUGCUUUUGAAAGAUGGAAUGACCAGGGCACCUGUUGUGAGGUUCAACUCGGCUAAGAGAGCUGCUGAGUUGAAGUUCUUCAUGGAAGACCCUGAGAAUGCCGACACCAUAGCCACGCUUUUCAACAAAUCAAGCCGAUUUGGUAGGCUUCAAUCAGUUCAGUGUGCUGUUGCGGGGAAGAACCUGUACAUGAGGUUCUGCUGCAGCACUGGUGAUGCUAUGGGGAUGAACAUGGUGUCUAAAGGUGUUCAAAACGUUCUCGAUUUCCUCCAGGAGGACUUCCCUGACAUGGAUGUCAUUGGCAUUUCUGGUAACUACUGCUCGGACAAGAAGCCUGCUGCUGUCAACUGGAUCGAAGGCCGUGGCAAGUCAGUGGUCUGUGAGGCUGUGAUCAAGGGAGGCAUAGUGACAAAGGUGUUGAAAACCAAUGUGCCAGCCUUGGUGGAGCUCAACAUGCUCAAGAACCUUACAGGUUCUGCUAUUGCUGGGGCUCUUGGUGGUUUCAAUGCGCAUGCAAGUAACAUUGUUUCAGCUGUCUAUCUUGCCACUGGUCAAGACCCUGCUCAGAACAUUGAGAGUUCUCACUGUAUCACCAUGAUGGAAGCCAUCAAUGAUGGCAAGGAUCUUCACGUCUCUGUCACCAUGCCUUCUAUCGAGGUUGGUACCGUAGGAGGAGGAACCCAACUUGCAUCCCAGUCAGCCUGUUUAAACUUGCUUGGAGUGAAGGGUGCUAACAGAGAGGCCCCAGGAGCAAACGCAAGGCAAUUGGCUAGUGUUGUGGCUGCUUCAGUUCUCGCCGGAGAGCUUUCUCUCAUGUCUGCUAUCGCCGCUGGUCAGCUUGUUAACAGCCACAUGAAGUACAACAGAUCCAGCAAAGAUGUCUCAGCACUAGUUUCUGCCUAAGAGCUACAAGAAUUCCAAGUGCCUAUCAAGGUUCAAAAGCCUCCAGACUUGAUGGUUCAACAAAAUAAUGUUAUAUAAAUGAUCUGUCAAUUUGGCAUGGAGAGCUUGGAAAGGAUAAAUAAUGAACAGACAAUACAUAGCAGGGCUAGUGAAGAAAGAUUGUACUAUUUGUUGUUUCUUUGUUUAACUCCUUCCCUUUAUUUAUUUUGAUGUCGUGUAAGAGACUUUGUUGAAAAAUUGUGUAAAAUGGUGGUGAUGAAUCGAUGAUGAUGAAAAGGUUUAGUUCCACUUUUACUGCAUCUGUGCUA